Penicillium pulvis is the source of this 780-nucleotide messenger RNA. RefSeq lists its product as uncharacterized. Bases 1 to 780 code for a protein of 259 amino acids. The transcript is spliced from 2 exons. The record is from RefSeq and is a predicted model, not a curated record. Gene Ontology annotation, molecular function: RNA polymerase I cis-regulatory region sequence-specific DNA binding. Gene Ontology annotation, cellular component: RNA polymerase I upstream activating factor complex. Gene Ontology annotation, biological process: nucleolar large rRNA transcription by RNA polymerase I. NCBI's taxonomy places the organism in Eukaryota, Fungi, Ascomycota, Eurotiomycetes, Eurotiales, Aspergillaceae.
AUGUCUUUAGAACCUGGUGCCGAGGAUCAUGUUGCAGAUGACCAUGCGAUCCCCCAAGAUGAAAACCGAGAAAGGUCUGGAUCUCGGGUGAGGUUUGACCUGUCAACCUCUGACAACAGAAACUCCAAAUCCUUCAGGCACAUUGCCAGCCUCUAUGAUUCUGUUGCCGGGCGCGUCAACAAUAAAGGAUUCGUGGCACCGAGGCCGACGCGGUACGGCGAUACACAGGCUUCAGGUGGUCGCGAUCUUCGCCCCGAAGAGGUCCUAUAUCGACAUAAGCCGAAAAAAUUGGAACAGAUUGUAGAGGAUGAAUCUGGUUAUUUUGCGCAUGAAAAUCUUCCUGCUGAUCGCCCUCUCCCGAGCAGCGAAAUUUUGACGGCAAUCCACGCCUAUUCCUCCGAUUUCUAUGCAAAUAAGCUUCGCGACAACGGAAAACACAAUUUCUACAGCAUGGACGAGUCUGCCCUUCUUGCGGUUGGCAUUCUGAUGGAGGAGCUGGCCAAGGAACAACUUGGGGAAACUGGAGAUAUGGCUCUGACGGAGGCAAUGUGGAAUAGCGAAAUUCAGGGCCCAGGCGAUGGCAAUGACCCCCAUAUUCCAAAAAAGAGACGGAGGGCAAAGACCAUUGAAGACGCUUCUAGCCCAAACCAGGAUAUGCGAGGCGCAGUGGGGAGUGGCGAGGCCCACAUAUCACCCCAGACGGAGCAUGAAGCUAUUCGAGAGGAGAUACAAAGGAGUGCCUCCCCGCAGAAAAAGCAGAAGAGAAAGGGGCCUGCCUGA